This is a messenger RNA of Schistocerca cancellata (South American locust), 1041 nucleotides long. RefSeq lists its product as uncharacterized. The record is from RefSeq and is a predicted model, not a curated record. NCBI's taxonomy places the organism in Eukaryota, Metazoa, Arthropoda, Insecta, Orthoptera, Acrididae. The coding region runs from base 46 to 873 and encodes 275 amino acids. The transcript is spliced from 6 exons.
GACAGAAGCUUUGCAGCAGCUGCUCGGCAAACAAUACCGCUAGAAAUGACAAUGUGGCAGUGCGUCAUCAUCGGCAUUCUGGGUCUUGCGGCGUCUUCCAAUGCCCUCUCCGCCUGCAUCACACAGGCCAACAGUAACGAUUCGGUUCAACACGAUGUGUGCCCUUCAACUCCAAGCUCGUCGCUGUUGCUGAGGAGUGACCGGGGCUUCAGUGACCAGUUCUUUGACUUCAUCGAUGUGACACUGCGUGAAAUUCUGAGGAAUGGGACUGGGCCGCUGCCACCACUGGAUCCACUCGAGAUCAGCAAUCUGAGCCUGUCGCUAGGAUCGGGAAGCGACCCGCUCAUACUGAACCUGACUGACAUUGUCGUCGAAAAUAUAUUGGACUAUGUAGUUUUCAAUGCCUCUUACGAACCUGUUGGAUUCAGAUUAAUUGUAGCAAUAGACUUUCCUGAUAUCACAUUAAAUGCAAAAUACCACAUGAAAGGGUGGCUGGGAGAUGGGCUUCUCUACUUGUUCGGUGAUGGAGAUAUUAAACUUUCUCUCGUCGACAUUUCCCUUUAUGUCGGGUUGGGCCUGAGAACUGUCGAUGGUAUAGUCGACGUGACUUGCGUCGCCUUAGACUACAACGUUGGCGAUGUAAAGAUAAACAUAACGGGUCUCCUCGGCGAUGAAGAACUAGGCGAAAUCUUCAACCUCGUCCUAGAAGACGCUAUCCCAACAUUACUUGAACUCGCAGAAGAUCCUCUUCUAGGAAAAGUGACAUGUCUUCUGAAGGAAACUGCUAAUGAUUUAUUUCAGAAGAACCAGAUCACGUUGAACCAACUGCUAUGCAAAGCUGGUAUAACAUUGUUUUGUUUAGGUGGCAAAUGAGAUAAAAUGUAUGUAAGGGUCUCAUAUACGGUCAAUGAAUGAUAUGUAAUACAGCCCUUUUUGUUUCCUUUAUAUUCUUCUUAAAAAACACACACCGUUAGAAUUAAUAAAAGAAGAAAGCGGUAAGAAAAGUAUGACAGACUCUAAAUAAAAAUCAAUGAUUGUCGA